Molecule: messenger RNA, 1302 nt
Organism: Brassica oleracea var. oleracea
Lineage: Eukaryota; Viridiplantae; Streptophyta; Magnoliopsida; Brassicales; Brassicaceae
Product: protein psi1-like
Exons: 3
Coding region: 92-1150 (352 amino acids)
Cellular component (GO): cytosol
Molecular function (GO): protein-folding chaperone binding
Source: RefSeq, a predicted model, not a curated record
GAAAAAGACAGUUACACAGAAUAUUUACACUGUCUGUCGCCAACAAAUAAAACAAAACGUCUAUUUUUCUCUCUCCUCUCUUUCGCCGUGAAUGGCGACAACACAAGGGGUCGCUCAGCCUUCGACCAAGAAACGAAGCUUCCUCCUCCGUGAUAUCUUCAAAAUUUGCCGAUCAAUCUCAAGCGUUUUGCCGCGUGAGAAGCCUAAUCAUAAACACGAACGAAAGCUACACACCGAAUCCAAACGCCACGAAGAUCACAAAUCCAACGUCACUAACCAGCCAAACGCCUUCAAUUUCCAGAUAUUUUCUCAGGAAGCCAAGGUUACUAAGGUGGAAGGUGUGAGUCUUUGCAAGGUUCGUAGCUACAAUAGACUCAACAGCGUGGGACACAAGAAGCCAUUAUCUUUAUCAAGAAGUUAUAGCCACAACACAGCCGCGGUCAGGCAGGGUUCAUCAUGUAUAGGGAUGAGCAAAAGCAGCAGCAACAGGACGGAUUCAGCUGGUUUUAUGCGUACACUUAGGAGAUCCACGACCACAUCGCCUAGGAGCUUUGCAAACCCAAUAUUGUACUCGACCUCAUCCGAAAAAGUGGCUAAACCUCAACCAACAGAGAAGAAACUAAGCUGCACGCUCGAGGAGCUAUGCAACGGAUGCACUAAGAAGAUCAAGAUCAAGAGAGAUGUGACUACAACCUCAGGGCAACUGAGCGAGGAGGAAGAGACGGUGGAAAUAAAAGUGAAACCAGGAUGGAAAGGAGGAACCAAAGUGACAUUCGAAGGAAAAGGAAACGAAGCAAUGGGGAGUUGUGUACCGGCUGAUUUGACAUUCAUGAUAGUUGAGAAAGAGCACGAGGUGUUUAAAAGAAAAGGUGACGACCUAGAAAUGGCGGUGGAAGUCUCUCUUCUCGAAGCUUUGACGGGGUUUGAGCUCUGUGUCGCUUUACCUGAUGGCGACAACAUGAGUUUGAAGAUUGAAGAUGUUAUUCACCCCGGAUAUGUUACAGUCAUUCAUGGCAAAGGGAUGCCAAAACCAAAAGAUAAAGGGAAGACGAGAGGAGAUUUGAGAGUUCGGUUUCGGGCUAAGUUCCCGGAACAGCUUACAGAUUCUCAAAGAGCAGAGAUUCAGAGCAUUCUUCAGAAUGAUUCUUGAUCCUGGUUCUUUCUAUCUUAUUUAUUUUUCUUUCUUUUCUAAGGGAGCUUUUAGGACAUGGUUAAUUAUAGAUUAAGAAUCCAAAGACUCUUCAAUUUUUUUUUUUGUAAAAAUAAAGUUUAAAUGAAGAAAAAUCAGAUUUCCAUAAUCAA